CCUGCUUUGUGGAAUAACUGCAGCUCUCAGCGUUCAUGCAGUGUUCUCUGUGGUGCUGUAUAUAACUGCAGCUCUCUCAGCGUUCAUGCAGUAUUCUCUGUGGUGCUGUAUAUAACUGCAGCUCUCUAAGCAUUCAUGCAGUAUUCUCUGUGGUGCCGUAGAUAAUUGUCUUUUUGUUGGCUGCUCUGAUUCAGUUGUUAAGUGUCUUCAAUUUUGUUUGUUUUUAGCUCAAAGUUAAAGAGGCCUGUGGCCUUGCAGAGAGGCUGGCAUGCCAAGAAGUAAAUGUAUUUCUCUUCCAUAAAGGUUAACAGCACUGAUAAUGAAAGUAAACUCAAACAGCUGUCAGUGUUUCAUGUGUAAAAUCCAUUUGUUCACCAGAAAGAUCGAUAUUGAAGCAACAGAUUCUGCAACACAAGGGCAUGUGUGUGAUCUGGAUUGCCGGAGCACUUUUUCAAUACUGUCUCACAGCCUGAACAAGUUAACUUCAUACAAGCUCUUCUGCUACAGCCACUACAUUAUGGGAGAUUUUGUUCAUUUUGUAUAUUUUCUACUGGCGGUCCUAAACUUGCACACAUGUACCUCUGACGAUAUACACUGGACCUAUAAAGAGGGGGGCUUGGACGAAGCCCACUGGGGUGAGAAGUUUCCAGACUGUGCCAAAAACCACCAAUCGCCCGUCAACAUCGAGAGAAAAAAAGUGAGACACAACAUCACCUUGCAGCCUUUGGAGCUGAGUGGAUUUGAAGGGCAGCAAGACACCAAGUUCCUCAUGAAAAACACGGGCCAUUCCGUUCAGAUAGACUUGCCUCCCACCAUGGCUAUUACCAAAGGGCUGCCCAGCAGAUACACUGCCACUCAGAUGCACCUGCACUGGGGUGGGAUGAACCAAGAGGCCAGCGGGUCAGAGCACACCAUUGAUGGGAUGCGCUACAUGGCUGAGCUGCAUAUCGUUCAUUACAACUCCGACAGAUAUGCCAGUUUUGCUGAAGCCAAAGACAAACCGGAUGGGUUGGCAGUACUUGCAUUUAUCUAUGAGGACGGCCACCUUGAGAACACGUACUACAGUGAUUUUAUAGCAAAUCUAGAAAAAAUUAAAUAUACAGAUCAGUCAACUUACAUCUCAUCACUAAAUGUGCGUGCCAUGCUUCCUGAGAAUCUGUCCAAUUUCUUCAGAUAUCAGGGAUCUCUGACCACACCGCCGUGCUUUGAGAGCAUCAUCUGGACAGUCUAUGAUGCCCCGAUAACACUGUCCCUCAAUCAGAUUAGAAUAAUGGAAAACACCUUAAUGGACCACAGGAACAAAACCUUGCGGAAUGAUUACAGGCAUGUCCAGCCUCUCAACGACAGAGUGAUUGAAGCCUCUUUUCUGCCCAGGCUCGGAGCAUUCUGCCGCCAUGAAGACAUUGAAGCCAAACUAGAAAAGAUAGAGCAAAUGAUACAGGACCUCGGGAAGCAGAUACGGAGAGGCAAAUUCCGACACAGCGGACUCCAGGAUCAACCAGGGCAGACAUACAUCGCCCCCCUUGCAUUCCAUUUCACAGAGAAGAGUUUCAGGAGCUACGCACAGGUGCACCUGACGCACAUCAUGGAGCUCCGCUCGUUCACGGCCUGCAUGCACGUCAAGACCGGGACCACUGGGGUCCACACCAUCCUCUCCUACUCCGGCUUCCAGAACGACAACGAGCUGGUGAUUAGCACAGGGGCCGAAGUGGGGCUCUGGAUAGGGGGCCACUUUGUGAACUUCCCUCUCAACCACAGGUCUCAGGAAGUGCUGCACUACUGCAUCACAUGGUCCUCCCACUCAGGAGCAGCCAAGCUGUGGGUCAAUGGGGUGGUGGGAGAGGAGAAGCAUGUUAGAAGGGGCUACGUCCUUAGGGCUGGGGGGAUCUUCAUCCUCGGUAAAGACCAGAACGGGACUUUGGGGAUCUCUGAAUCCGAUUCUUUCGUCGGUCACAUGAGUGACGUGAAUAUCUGGGACUACAUCCUGAGCUCUUCAGAAAUCAGACAGCUCAUGAGAUGCAGCAAUGUACGCAGUAAAGGAAAUGUGGUCGGCUGGGGAAUUCACACAGUGGACCUCUUUGGAGGGGUAAGGCUGGAAAGAGACACUAGGUGUGGUUAACAGAAUUUUUGCAUUUAAAGUUGAAGCUCAAACUUUCUCUACUUUCAAUCUUAUCCUAAUGUUUGUUUAUCUAAUCCAUAUUUGUGUCAAUAUGAAAGAAUACGGUUAUGAUUUUGAAGUGACUUUUACAUUUCAAAUAAUUCCAAAUUGCAUAUCGUCAGUGGCAAGUCUUGUAGAGAAACGAUUUGUGUCGCUCGGUAUUUGGAAAUCAAAAAAUGUAAAUGAAACUUUUCAUGAAGCAUUUCAAUAAAGAUUCCGUGUCUGUCGUU
Molecule: messenger RNA, 2388 nt
Organism: Polyodon spathula (Mississippi paddlefish)
Lineage: Eukaryota; Metazoa; Chordata; Actinopteri; Acipenseriformes; Polyodontidae
Gene: ca6
Product: carbonic anhydrase VI
Exons: 10
Coding region: 320-2119 (599 amino acids)
Molecular function (GO): carbonate dehydratase activity; zinc ion binding
Source: RefSeq, a predicted model, not a curated record